GCGCCGAGGGCCUGGGCUGCCAUCUGUCGGCGCGUGGAUCGAAGGUGGCGGGGCUUUCGUCGUUGAGGAGCAAACAUCUCCUUGCCCCACGUUUCUGACCUUACGGGAUCAUAUCGUCCGGAUGUCACGGUAACUGGUCAUUGCGUUCAAGAUUUCCUCACCAGCCAUCGGGAUGUGGAUUAUGCUGUUGGGACUCGCCUCUGGAUUACUGGUCUCCUUGGGAUCAGAAGAUACCACAGUGCGCUCACGGAGCUGCAGCUAUGUUGGAGUGUUUCACGUGGAGGGGAGAGAUCGCUAUAAUCUGACAUUUGAGAAGGCCGGUAUAUUGUGUGAGCAUUUAUCCUCUUCAUUAGCCAAUCUGGAGCAGGUGGAAAAAGCCUACAGUAAAGGACUACAGACAUGCAGGUAUGGAUGGAUAAACAACACAGAUGUGGUGGUGAUAGUCCGUCAGAAGCCAAAUAAAAUCUGUGCUGGCAACCAAACUGGCAUCAUCAAGAAAACUCCAGAUAGAAAAAGAUUUGAUGCCUACUGUUUUGAUGCUAAAGAUACGUCAGAGAAGAACUGCGCAGCUCAGAUCGAGAGUUUGAACAAAACAGAUGGUGACUCAGCAUCUACAGAAGUCACAACACAGCGACCAAAUGCUGGAGGGGAAGAUUCUGAAAAUUCAACAUCUGAAGUCACAUCUGUGUCUGAGUCCUCUACUCCAGUUCGCUGGACGCAGACCAGUCCCACACAGAGCACCGUGGAACAGAACCACACUGAUCAGACAGAUGAUCAGACAAACCGUUAUACUCAUAUAGAGUCGACAACUUCACAUCCAAAUCCAGACACCACAGGGCUGGGAGUGUUUGAAUCAUCAGCAAAUACAGCAGGUGACGUUUCAGUUUAAAGUCAUUAUAGGAAUUUUUAGCCAUAUCUGAUAGUUCAUUCUUUACUAAAUGUAUACUGUUCUCUAUCUGGAUUGUUUGUGAUUAUUACUGAAAAUGACUUCUGACCUCUUACUUGAACUGUUAUGUCUCUGUGCUUCUGUCUAGUUGUCACUCCAGAACAAGCCAUCGCAAACAACAGGUCUAUAGACUGGCUGAUCAUUUUACUGGUCAUUUUGGCAGUUUUUUUCAUUCUGCUUGUCUGUGUUAUUGCAGCCAACAGAAAAAGAUGGUGUGGCAAGAAACAGACUCUGAUUAUUACAAAAGAGAGCAGAAGUGAAGAAAAUGCUGCAGCAGCUUCAUUGACUAAGGAGCAGGAGAUGGUCAAACUCGUGAACACUGAGAAGAUCAGAGAGGACUCAGAGCUGGUGAGCGUCAGUCCAGAGAAGUGAACAGAGAUAACCCAGAUGGCAUAAGGAGAACACAAGCAGUUUUACACUAACAACAAAUACAGAUGCACUAAUUAAAGCUGAAUUAAUGCACAGAUAAUCUUUAGAUAAUGUAAGAUUUAUGUAGAACUAAGCCAUACAUUAACAAUUACAUCAGCAUCUGAUAUAGUGUGUGAUUAAUAGAUUAAGAAAUAAUUAAUUAAAGAAUUAAUUAAAUGUGUCAUGUAUUAAUUCAA
Molecule: messenger RNA, 1551 nt
Organism: Carassius carassius (crucian carp)
Lineage: Eukaryota; Metazoa; Chordata; Actinopteri; Cypriniformes; Cyprinidae
Gene: cd44b
Product: CD44 molecule (Indian blood group) b
Exons: 8
Coding region: 173-889 (238 amino acids)
Biological process (GO): inflammatory response; positive regulation of ERK1 and ERK2 cascade; cell adhesion
Cellular component (GO): plasma membrane; basolateral plasma membrane; macrophage migration inhibitory factor receptor complex
Molecular function (GO): cytokine receptor activity; hyaluronic acid binding
Source: RefSeq, a predicted model, not a curated record